CCGGGUCGUGCCCUCAGCGGCGCCCGCAGGCGGCGCUGGAGGCGCGGGCGCUCGGCCUCUGCUCCCAAGAUGGCGGCGGCCGCCUGCGUGCCGGUGCGGGUCUGCCACCAGGAGAUCGUCAAGUUCGACCUGGAGAUCAAGGCGGCCGUGCAGGACAUCCGGGACUGCCCGGGGCCGCUGAGCGCCCUCACGGAGCUCAACGCCGCCGUGAAGGAGAAAUUCCGGCAUCUCCGGGGCCGCAUCCAGGAGCUGGAGCAGAUGGCGAGGGAGCAAGAUAAAGAGUCAGAGAAACAAGCCUUGCUGCAGGAAGUGGAAAACCACAAAAAGCAAAUGCUUAGCAAUCAGGCGGCUUGGAGAAAGGCAAAUCUGGCAUGCAAAAUUGCUAUUGACAAUGCUGAGAAAGAUCAACUGCUGCAGGGAAGAGACUCCUUGAGACAAAGGAAGACUACAAAGGAAAGUCUGGCAGAGAGUGCAAGUAACAUCACGGAGAGUCUGAUGGGCAUUAGCAGGAUGAUGUCACAGCAAGUCCAGCAGAGCGAGGAGACUGUGCAGACCCUAGCCAAUUCUUCACGAACCAUCCUGGAAGCAAAUGAAGAAUUUAAGUCCAUGUCUGGGACAAUUCAGUUGGGGCGAAAGCUAAUAACAAAGUACAAUCGCAGGGAACUGACAGACAAGCUGCUAAUCUUUCUUGCCCUUGCCUUAUUCCUGGCCACUGUGCUCUAUAUUUUGAAAAAAAGACUCUUCCCGUUCUUGUAAAAUUCCAAAGCUAAACUGAACUAUUAUGAAAGAUUAGAAAGGGAUGGCAUAAUAAUGUUAGGCUUAUUAUAAAAGGGAUAUUGCAAUAGCUGAAAGAGUGUUAGAGCAGGCAUGACUUCAUACUGUCCCCAUGGAGUACACAACCUGACUAAGAAGAGCUUAAAUGAAGACAAGUUGGGAAGAAGCGGUUAGAUCAAAGUGUGGAGAGAAGAAACACCAAUCUGCCUGCAGGUUUGGGGAAGCAGACAAACACUUGAGGAACUAGGCACUCAGAGGUGCCAGUCUUACCUUUUAUCCUCUCUUCAUUUUGCCAUGAAAUUAACUUUUCCCUUUGGUUUGAACUGGAAGCUGCGUUGAUAUCUGUGCGCGAAGUGCUGAGAAUAAGAGGAAAGAUGGAAGAGAGAAAGUCACAUACAUUCCGUUAAUAAACUAUUUAUUGUA
This is a messenger RNA of Cygnus olor (mute swan), 1197 nucleotides long. It is a transcript of the gene BNIP1, whose product is annotated as BCL2 interacting protein 1. The transcript is spliced from 6 exons. Gene Ontology annotation, biological process: retrograde vesicle-mediated transport, Golgi to endoplasmic reticulum. Gene Ontology annotation, cellular component: endoplasmic reticulum; SNARE complex. The coding region runs from base 70 to 756 and encodes 228 amino acids. The record is from RefSeq and is a predicted model, not a curated record. Gene Ontology annotation, molecular function: SNAP receptor activity. Lineage: Eukaryota; Metazoa; Chordata; Aves; Anseriformes; Anatidae.